AUGGAAUCGAACCAUGCACCUCCUGCUUUCCGGGCAGACGGGAACACUUCGGUCGUAACACCAGUUCAAGCCUAUUCAUCAACGUCGAACAGUUGUCAGCAAUCAGGUACAAUCAAUUCAAACUUGCAAUUUUGUGCUGGUGUUACUACCGGUGGUAAAGACACAUGUCAAGGUAAUAGUGGUAGUCCAUUGAUGACUUGUGUUAAUAACUGCUGGGUCUUAGCAGGAACAACAUCAGUCGGUAUUGGAUGUGCUCAAGCAGGAUAUCCAGGUAUAUCUGAACAAACGUCCACCUAUGCUUCUUUUAUUCAGUCGACUGCAAAUAUUUCAGUAAUAAACAAUGUCGGCCAAUCGAACUCAUCAUCGAAUCAUGCAAAUGUGUUGAGCAACUUGAUGACGAUGGUAUCAGUGGGCUUCUCAUUCCUGGCAUUCAUUUUUUUCUAAAACAAAAUAUUAGAAAGCCUUUUCUACUCUAUCACAAAUUUUCAUUCUAUUUCGACUCUUACUGGCUUAUUUGCUUCUAGAUAUUUUUUGAAUAAAUGUUUUUUUUUCAUCUUAUCGUCAAACACUCAACUCUUACCUUCAAAUCAGUAGACAUGUUACAGUCAGAAAUUCGCAUUUUACAGCAGAAUAUUUUAGUUUUAGUAAGUUUCAAAAAUUUAUAUUUUUAUUCAUUUAAAUGUAUCUAAUUGGUCUUGCUUCAGAAUCACGAAUAUUGUAAUCGAUCAUUUUCUAGAUGCUGAUUUGUAAAACUUGGCUCUAUUUUCAUGAAACAUAUUGAUAAAGUUUAUUUCGUUCACAUGUGAUUGUUUUUCUCUUUCUCAAUAGGACGUUGCCUAUGUUUCUCGAUUCAAGUCAAGAAUCUAAUACCACUCGAAAACAACAACGAAGGCCAGCUAUCAUUAUGUGCUAAUACGAUGAAUUUUCAUAUUUAAUACCACAAGAAAAUUUUCAUAUAAUAAAUCCAUCCCUAGUCAAAACAAAAAUACUGUUUUAGCAGAAUAGAUGAUAGGUUCUUUGACAAAUAGGAAAUUUAGUUACGAUUGAGAGCUUAACGAUGAUAUAAGACAGUGCAAAUCAAAGUAUAAGCAGAACAAGAAUAUACAGUGGCUCCCAAAAUUAUCCAACAAGCAGUCGCAUGUUUUUUUCUCGCUUUAUAUCUCGGACAUAACAAA
Messenger RNA from Rotaria socialis, 1175 nucleotides. Lineage: Eukaryota; Metazoa; Rotifera; Eurotatoria; Philodinida; Philodinidae. The record is from the annotation of a GenBank genome assembly.